GGCACACUAACGUCACCGCAGAAGAAGAGUUGUGUUGUAAACACAAAGAUAUGGCCGACGAGAGGGGAAGAGGUGAAGACGACGUCAACGACAACAUGGGAAACCAGUUACAGCUCUUACCAGACAACGAGGCAGAGGAGGAGGUUGAGGAGGGAGAUGACAUGGAGACAGAAGACCGAGACAACGAGGAGGCAGAGAAGCCCACCAGCAUCACCUUUGACCCCAGUCUGCCCACGUCCCACGCUUACCUGGGUUCAGACAUGGAGGAGUUUCACGGCCGCACAGUCCACGAUGAAGACAGCUGCCAGACCAUCCCUGUGCUGCCCCACACGGCCGUGAUGCUGGUCCCGGGUCAGACGCUGCCUCUGCAGCUCUUCAGGCCGCAGGAGGUCAGCAUGAUGCGCGGCAUCGUCCAGAGAGACCGCACCUUCGCUGUGCUCUCACACAGCGGUGAAGCAGGUGAGUCGGAGGCAGAGUUUGGGACAACAGCUGAAAUCUAUGCAUACCGAGAAGAGCAAGAAUAUGGCAUUGAAACUGUCAAAGUGAAAGCUGUAGGCAGGCAGAGAUUCAAGGUCCAUGAGAUAAGAACUCAAGCAGAUGGGAUCAGACAAGCCAAAGUACAGAUCCUUCCAGAAAGAAUCCUUCCAGAUCCCCUCUCUGCGGUACCCCCCCUGUACAAGCUGCACAUGCACCCCUCCUCCAAGCCUCCGACUCAGAGCUGCAAACAGGCCCAAUGCUGGUGGAAUAACUACCAGCAGAGGAAGUUUCACUGUGCCAGUCUGACGGCAUGGCCGCCCUGGGUCUACGGACUCUACGACUCUGAGUUGCUGAUGAACAGAGUGAAGAAACAGCUCCAUGAAUGGGACGAGAAUCUGAAGGAUGACUCUCUCCCUAAGAACGCCGUAGACUUCUCCUACAGAGUGGCGGCUUGUUUGCCCAUAGACGACACUCUGCGGCUGCAGCUGCUGAAGAUCGGCAGUGCCAUCCAGAGACUUCGCUGUGAGCUGGACAUCAUGGACCGGUGCACAUCACUGUGCUGUAAGCAGUGCCAGGACACUGAAAUCACCACAAAAAAUGAGAUCUUCAGCUUGUCUCUGUACGGACCCAUGGCUGCAUACGUCAACCCUCACGGUUACGUCCAUGAAACUCUGACCGUCUACAAAGCCAAUAACCUCAACCUGGUCGGCCGGCCGUCCACACUGCACAGCUGGUUUCCAGGGUACGCCUGGACUAUUGCUCAGUGCCGAACCUGCGGGUCUCACAUGGGCUGGAAGUUUACCGCCAGCAAGAAGGACUUGAGUCCACCUCGUUUCUGGGGUCUGACCCGCUCAGCUAUGCUCCCCCGUAUUCCCCAUGGCGAAGGGGAGGAGGGGAGACAGGGCUCUCGUCUAUUCUGCCUGUGAUGUUGAGACGUCGGUAAAGAUCUCUCCCAGGCCUGGAUCUUCAUGCGCUGUGUGGCUUUACACUUAGUGAUGGAUGCAUCACAACGCCGCCUGUGACCCGUGGCAUCAAAUUCAUUAUAUGAGAAAAGUUCAUCAGUCUUUAAAAGGCCACUUUGAGAGUAAAUUAGAACAGCGGGAAGGCAAAGCGGUUGUUUUCAAAAGUGUUUGGUAACAGAUUGAUUCCUUUAGCUUCCUAUAAAGCAGCUUGCUGACCUGCGCCGCCGUCCAGCGGAUUCCUUGGUAGCUGCAGAGACACAAACACAGUUUCCCUUUGAACUCCUUUCCUCUAUCUGAAGGAGAGUUAGACUGCAUGCAGGUGAGAUAGACAUAUUGUCGGUCACCUACUUUAAGCUGUUGUUCAACCAAACAGAAAAUAUAUAUAUAUUCACUUCGCACUCAGAUCCUUUGUGGGUUUAUCAAAUAUGGUUUUUGAUGUCAGCUGCUGUAGGUUUGAGAGGGCAUGUGUGUGUAAAUCGGUUUCUAUGAGGAAUAUUUUGAAUCUCUGAAUCAAAUCUGAUGUAUUUUUGUAUGGCGAAAGGUUGGAAAGUAAUUGACCUACUCAUCCAUGUGUGCUUUCUAUUAUUACACCAGUUUUUAUACAAUAAACAAGAAACUGAGGGCAUCAAUGACAAUGUGUAAUACUGCUAUUACAUAAUUGCUGUCUGGUUAGUGUUCACCCAAAGCUAAUGGUCCUGUCAGGUGAUGUGUUUCGUGUAACAAGAAAGUGAAAAUUAGAAAUCUCUUCUAAUUAAGAGAGUGAGAAAAGCAUUUACCUGUCCUCAUUCACUCAGUCCAUGCUAGUUUGAAUGGUUAAAUGCUGUGCCUAUGCCCCAUCUCGGUGUCUUUUGAAAGCUUUGAUGAAUCAGUGAGCCAGAGACGUGAUUGGAAGAUUGUAAAUGAUGAAAGUGAUGAGGUUAAGAUGUUUUUUUUAAUGUUGUUUUUCUUUUUUGCGAGGUGCUGUUUGUAUGAAUAUUGCUGUAAAUAUGAGGCAGAAGUGUUGUGCAACGUACCUGGUGUUCUACAGUUUGUAGAAUUGGACUCUUAAGUGUCUCUUUGUGUCACAUAGAAUUGUUUUGAAAUAAUCUUUUCAUCAGUAAGUCAUCGAUGGCAAUACUAAAUCACUCAGAAUGUGAAGGUUUUCCUAAUUUAGUGUUUUGGGAUAUUGAAAUAAAGGAAUAGACUCGGCCUUUACAAAUACAAAUAUAAGGCUUUUGUCACAUCAUCCUCA
Pungitius pungitius (ninespine stickleback) is the source of this 2670-nucleotide messenger RNA. RefSeq names its product cereblon (gene crbn). Gene Ontology annotation, biological process: protein ubiquitination. Gene Ontology annotation, cellular component: Cul4A-RING E3 ubiquitin ligase complex. The record is from RefSeq and is a predicted model, not a curated record. The coding region runs from base 51 to 1403 and encodes 450 amino acids. The transcript has 11 exons. NCBI's taxonomy places the organism in Eukaryota, Metazoa, Chordata, Actinopteri, Perciformes, Gasterosteidae.